CAGAGGCAGUUUGUGAUUCUACAAGUUGUACAGCUUGUUGAAAUGGACAGCUAGGGCUGUAUAGAAAUGAUAACUCUUUGAAAGGGACAAGUAAUUGGAGAUUUAAUUGGACUUUUCAUGCUUUUUGAAUCUGACACGACAUGCAAGACUUUAGCUCACUCUCUUUGUUCCUUUGUAUUUGGAUAGCACCCACCACCACCACACACUAAAGAUCUGAAAGAGAAAGGAAGAAUUCAACAAAGGGGAUUAAGGACUGUUUCAGAACUUAAAAAAAUGGCUACUAAGCGUCCGUUCUGUGAGUCCAGUUUUUCUUGCCCAUAUUGUCUGGAGGUUUUUAAAGACCCUGUCAUAAUGGAGUGUAGUCACAGUGUGUGUAAAGCCUGUGCAGAGAAAUACUGGGAAUUAAAAGGGCACCAGGAGUGCCCUGUCUGUCGCAAAAGGUUCUUCAAUAGCAAACUACAAUCUAAUAUAGCUUUAAGGAAUCUGUGUGACAACUUCAUAGCACAGCAGAGGACGUCAGUAGUAUCUGAGUUACUCUGCAGUCUGCACAGUGAGAAACUCAAGCUCUUCUGUCUGGAGGAUAAACAGCCUGUGUGUGUGGUGUGCCAGACCUCAAAACUACACAGAGGCCACAAUCUCAGUCCUAUUGAUGAAGCUGCAACAGACAUGAAGGAGGAACUCAAGAACAAAUCGGAGCCCCUGAAAGAGAAACUGAAGACAUUUGAAAAAGCGAAACUCAUGUUUGACCAAACAGCAGCGUACAUUGUGACUCGGGCCCAGAGCACAGAGAAGCAGAUCAAGGAGGAGUUUGAGAAGCUUCACCAGUUUCUCCGAGAUGAAGAGGCAGCCAGGAUAGCUGCACUGAGGGAGGAAGAGGAGCAGAAGAGUCAGAUGAUGAAGGAGAAGAUUGAGAAUAUGAGCAGGGAGAUCUCAUCUCUUUCAGACACAAUCAGAGCCAUAGAGGAGGAGAUAAAAGCUGAUGAUGUCACAUUCCUUCAGAACUACAAGAGCACAGUGGAACGAUCCAAGGGCACACUGCAGGAUCCAGAGAGGCUUUCAGGAGCUCUUAUCAAUGUGACAAAGCACCUGGGCAACCUGAAGUUCAGAAUCUGGGAGAAGAUGCAAGAGAUUGUUCAAUACACUCCUGUCACUCUGGAUCCCAACACUGCAAACCCACAGCUCAUCCUGUCUGAGGAUCUGGCCAGUGUGAGACGUGGUAAUGAGAUACAGCAGCUUCCUGAUAACCCAGAAAGAUUUGACUUCGCUGCCAGUGUACUGGGUUCUGAGGGCUUUAACUCAGGGACACACUGCUGGGAUGUGGAGGUUGGGGAGAACACAAGGUGGAGCUUGGGUGUGAUGACAGAGUCUCUCCAGAGGAAGGGAAACCACACCUCCACGAUUGGACGGUUGAGUCUGUAUUAUUAUGAUGGUGCAUUUCUAGCACGUGCAACCCCGCAGGCCUACACUCCUCUCACGGUCCAACAGAAGAUCCAGAGGGUCAGAGUGCUGCUGGACUUAGCUAAAGGACAUCUGACAUUCUCUGACCCUGAUAGCGGCACUCUGCUUUGUACUUUCAUACACACGUUCACAGAGAGAGUGUUCCCCUACUUUAACACUGGAGAGUUCUCUAUGAGGAUCCUGCCAGUGAAGUCCUCAGUCACACUAGAGCAGCUGGGUUAGAAAUGAAAUCAUAUCUGGACCGGCUAUUCGGUAUACAAGGACUUUUCCCGGUGGGCUGGCUGACAGUCCCAAAGGGCUGAGGCUAUUGUUUUUUGGUUUAUUUCUUUGUUUUACUCUGAGGGACUGGCCCACACGUUAAUAGCUGUUCUCCAUUGGUCCAUCUGCAAGAUAGUGGACAUAAAUAAAUAGGGUGUAGUAUGAAAAUUGGUUCUACUGCUCUAUGUAUGACCAUGAGUUUAUCAACAAAAAUGUUUUUUGAGUGUUUUUGAUUUUUGAGCCACAGUCCAGCCCUUCUAAUGAACUCUGACUCUGAAGAAGACACACUGAGUCAGAAUGCUAGCCAUUAAGUUACCGCCACAAUUAAAAAAAGCCUAAAACAAAAAGUUUUGAAUGCUGCAGUCCUCUUUGGUCUUGGUCUUUUUUUAGGUGAAACCAACUUAAUUGCUGUAUAGUCUCUUUAGACUCAUCCUGCUGCAGGUGACAGACUGUCAGGGGGUUACGGAUUAUAGACCAAUUACAGACAAUUCAGCCUGGGAGAAGUAUGUGUAUAUGUUUAACGCUGCAAGGGAUCGUUUCAGCUCUGAAGGGGGGAGGGGGGGAUGUCCGUGGAGGCUCUUUGGGUGCGUGAUCUUCCGCCCGUACCUGCAGGUGCAGAAGUCUAAACCAGGCCUUGGUCUACCACCCUGAUUUGUGAUCCAUAAAGGCUAUUAGCACAGGUGACGACAACACCUUUUCAGGCAGUGGGAUGAACUUUUUUUAAAUGUAUUUUUAUUUUUUUACUGCACCAGAAAAUACAAUUCCAUCAAGGGCACUUUUCCUUUCA
Molecule: messenger RNA, 2503 nt
Organism: Engraulis encrasicolus (European anchovy)
Lineage: Eukaryota; Metazoa; Chordata; Actinopteri; Clupeiformes; Engraulidae
Product: E3 ubiquitin-protein ligase TRIM39-like
Exons: 6
Coding region: 274-1680 (468 amino acids)
Biological process (GO): protein ubiquitination
Cellular component (GO): cytoplasm
Molecular function (GO): ubiquitin protein ligase activity; zinc ion binding; protein binding
Source: RefSeq, a predicted model, not a curated record